Laetiporus sulphureus 93-53 is the source of this 1347-nucleotide messenger RNA. RefSeq lists its product as uncharacterized. The transcript has 4 exons. The coding region runs from base 19 to 1269 and encodes 416 amino acids. NCBI's taxonomy places the organism in Eukaryota, Fungi, Basidiomycota, Agaricomycetes, Polyporales, Laetiporaceae. The record is from RefSeq and is a predicted model, not a curated record.
CUCGCCCGCCAGCAACUGAUGGCUCUGAAUAGUCAACCUGACAGCUCUAUAUUAUCCACUGGUGACUCUAAAGUUGUAAUGGGUCCUCUACCAUUGGAGUCGCUUUCCACCGUUGUCGACGACGAGUCACCCACUCAGUGCUAUCAUUUUAUCCCACUGGACAUGAAGGAACAGAUCCAUUAUAUGCAUGCCUAUGAGUGGCACUGGGGUUUGGCGAAGGAUACUCUCGAUCUAGAAGCACCAUCAAAUAUCAUAACCUUAUGCCCAGACAUGCAUGCCCACCUUCAAGCAAGGUGCUGGGUUCUGAUCCCGACGCGUAGUGCCAUCGACUCCAUCAUCGACAUGUCCAAGCACAAUUAUUCCUGGCCUGAUUGGCAUGGUGAUGAUUGUCGUCGGAGCAGCUAUCCACUUAACGAAGAUAAAUUAUAUGAGUACGAGCUGGUUCCUACCGGACUCGACGUCCCGCUGCACAGUCAGAUGUUCGGCUCUUCCCACCGCUACGAUGCCUCAUAUGACCAACUUCCUCAUGUCGUCUCUCGUGUGCAUCCCUACUUUGUCAUUCUCCACUUCAACAAAAUGGUUUCCGACUGGACCUUUCCAUUGUCACGGCUUCCUCCCCGAAUGACAAAUAAACUUACAAAUAGUUUGGUUGCCAUAGUCUCCAGAUGGCAGACUGGCAUUCCUGCGUCAUUCCUGGCUCCCUGCUCUUCACGGCGUUCCCGCUCUGAAGCCAGCUUGGACGAUGACACUGACAAAACUUCCCCGUCGAAGCGGCAGAAGCGUUCGGAUGGCUCCUCCCCAUCGAAGCAGCAGAAGCGCUCGGAUGGCUCCUCCAAAGUACCAGAAUUGACAAAUGGUGCUGCAUGUCCUGAAAAAAGCAACGAUGCCAAGUUACGUACGACAUCGCGCAUCAAAACUAUGCUGUUUUCCGAUGCACCCCUCCCUCUCCUGGAUGUGGCCCAUCUACCCAUUGAGCCAGUCGACAUUCCUACCUGGCUGACUGCGGUGCAGUCCGCCAAGAGUGCUCCUUCAGAAGACAAGGGCAAGAAUGUGUUCAAUGGUGAGGCUCGGGGUCCAACAGUCAAUGGCGAGCCUCGAGAUCCAACAUUCGACGCAUACAGAGCUGAGCCCUGCCGGGAUGGCCAGAAGCUCAUCGCAGAUGGAGUCAAGUUCUCCCGCAUUUCGUUGCUUAGUCGGGAGCUCGAUACUGCGUAUUUUAGCAGCCACGAUUGGGCAUGGAAGAAGCGUUGCAGCCAGUUAUGGAGGUAACAGCUUAGUAGAUUGUCUGUUAUGUUGACAGUUCGCACCAGACUGGGCUAGCUGUAGGGUAAAGCACGUAUACCGAGG